CGGCUGAGGGACGUCUCCAAUCUGCCAUGCCAGAAAGGCAAUAAAAGUGCAAAUAAACAUGUAAAAGGACAUUAAGAUUCCCGUGGCAGCAGGACUUGCUUUCGAUUCGAAAGCAGCUGAGGGCAAACAAGCAGCGGCUGACUCACAUCUAAAUGCCAUUUGAAAUGUGCCUUUUAUGGGCCAAGUUGAAGACGAUAGCGAACUAAAGGCGCGUUGGCGCUUCAUUAAAGUCAAAAGCGGAAACGCCAGCGGAAACGGAAAUAGCCAACAACAGCUCAAACAAAACGCGCUCACUCACGCAUUCACCCACACAGACUGACUGAGGCAUUUGUCUAUUGGCGCCCAGGCAAGCUCAUGUAUUGCCCUAGCUGUUGGCCCACUCGUGUUUGCUUUCGUUCCGUUCCUUUGACCCUUUGGGGAAACUGAAGAGCGCGCCAUAAAUGACGAAAAGUUCUUUCGCUCGACUACAGCGAGAUGACUUCAAUACAAUUUUUAAUACCAGCAAGCGACAUGGCAACUGCAAGAGGAACCACAAAAAUGCGAUUCACAACUUCAGGAAUAGCCACAUUCGCCAAUUGGCAACAACAACCACAACAACAACCAGAACAACGACAACAACAACAACAACAGCAAUUAGAACACAACACACAUCGAAAAUCACGAACGCGAACGGCGCUGUUCACAGGGAAAACGGUUUCAAUUGUCGUUCCGCUGAUGUUCCUGCUGUUGCUACAGCAGCCGACGGCGAUUCGAGCGGAAGAGGAAUCACAGGACUUUCAAAAGAACAUACCCGCACGCCUGGUUUGGGCCGCUGCCGGCAAGACCGUGGAGCUGCCGUGCGACCUGACGCCCCCCACGCCGCAGGACUCGGUGAAGCUGCUGCUUUGGUUCAAGGAUACCACUGGCAUACCGUUAUACAGUCUGGACUCGCGCGGCGGCAACGUCAAGCUGGCGCCACAUGCGGCCAUAGCUAGCGAUCUGGGCCAGCGUCUCUUCUUCAGCAUUGGCGAUAAUCCCAAGGAUUCGCGGCUGCAGAUUAAGGACGUUAAGCCCGAGGAUGGCGGCGUCUAUCGCUGCCGCAUCGACUUCUUCAACUCGCCCACGCGCAACUUUCGCCACAAUCUGACGCUCGAUGCCAACAUAACGACGAGCAUUCUGACACUGAAGGUAACAGCGGAGAACGACAAUGCGGAGCUGACGUGCCGUGCAUCGAAUCCCUGGUUCUCCGGCGGCGCCAUCGAGGACAAGCGCAUCAUACGGGUGGCCUACCCGCCCACCGUCUCGGUGCACUUGGCCAACGAGGACCCCAGCCGCAUGGUUACCCGGGCCGAGGGCCAGAACGUCACAUUCAAAUGUCGUGCGGAUGCCAGGCCACCUGUCACCAGCUACUCCUGGUUCAAGAACGGCAUGCGUAUGUCUGGCGAGAGCUCGGAAAUCAUGCACCUGACGCACCUGGAGCGAGAGAGUGCAGGCGCUUACGCCUGUGGGGCAACGAAUACGGAGGGCGAGACGCGCAGCUCCAGCCUCACGCUGAAAGUGCAGUUCUCGCCGCGCUGUAAGCCGGGCUCGGAGCAGACGUCCAUUGGCGCCAUCAACAUGCACUCCAUACAGGUGAAGUGCGAGGUGGACGCCGAUCCGCCAGAGUCGGUCAAAUUCAGCUGGACCUACAACAAUACGCGCAAUGUGUCGCCGGUGCUGAACUCCCGGAUACAAUCGAAUGGACUGACCAGCACUGUGACGUAUCUGCCGCAAACCGACUCCGAGCUAAUAACACUGGCUUGCUGGGCCAGCAAUGCGGUGGGCCGACAGACGGUGCCAUGUCUCGUUCACAUUCUGCCAGCAAAUGCACCAGAGGCGCCAAAGGCCUGCGAGCUGCGCAACGAUACCGUCCUCGAGGUGGUCUGUGUGGCCGGCAGCGACGGCGGACUCACCCAAUACUUCAUGCUGGAGGUGGUGGGCGGGGAUUUGCUGUACGCCAGCGAGUCGGCGACGGGCAAGGGCCAGUUCGGCGACGCGAAUGGCCAGGUCGACAAUGAGCUGUCCACGCUCAACGAUCAGGCUACAUCUGCACCCAUCUUCCGCAUGCAGGAGAACAGUCCACAAUUUCGUUUGAAUAAUUUAGAGCCGGGACGUGAAUAUCAAUUUUUAGUUUACGCCGUCAACGCAAAAGGACGCAGCGAGCCGCCGGUGGUGAUUGAACGUGUGCGAGUCGCCGCCCAACUGGGACCAUAUGAUGAAUCUAUACUCUCGGAGGAUCCGACGCCCGCGGAAACCACGCAUCAUGUGGGCGGCAGCGGCAGCAGCGCGGGCGGCCCCAGCGGCGUCGGCGCCGGCGCCAGCAUCGGCAGCGGCCCCGAGAAGGAGUCGACGCUGCUCAUCCUAGCCGCAGUCGUGGCGAUAGGCGCCGUCAUUGUGACGUCAAUUAUCGUGGCCGGCAUUGUAGUUGUCUGUCGGCAUCGGCCGCGGCCACCUGAGCCGCAGGAGGUGCGCAAGAGCAUGCGGCCGGCGCGCAACGAUGUGCCCUCCAUGUACAUUGAGGAGGACGAGCUGAACGAGCUGGAGGAGGGCGGCGGCCGGGCAGCGGAGAUACGCGCCCGCAUCACACCUGCCAGCUCGCACCUGUGCCACGGUGCUGGCGCCAUGAGCGCCACCGGUGGCGGCAGCGGCGUCAGCGGCGGCAUCGUGGGCGUCGCCGGGCCACAUCACUACAUCUCCGAGAGCUUCAUCCAGUACGCGCAGCCCAGUCUAAACGGCGACGUGCUGCUACCUUUGCUUGUUACUGCCAGCCAGCCGACUAGCCGCUACCACCGAGCCGUUGCCCCGCUCACCCACUCGGCCACAAUGUCGGACGUGGUCGUGGCCAUGCCCCACCCGGCUGCCGCAAAGCUAUGUGCAACGGCUGCCGAUGCAGCCGCCUGGCCGCCUGAAUACCCAGAUCUGAUAUUGCCGCGCGGCGAAUUGGAAUUUACGACUCUGGAUCCCACGCUGAAGUAAUUGUAAAAUGUAAUAAUAUCUAACCGCAGCGCAUACCACAAACAGCCACGCCCAUUGCUCCAAGCGG
Molecule: messenger RNA, 3061 nt
Organism: Drosophila navojoa
Lineage: Eukaryota; Metazoa; Arthropoda; Insecta; Diptera; Drosophilidae
Gene: side
Product: motor axon guidance molcule sidestep
Molecular function (GO): protein binding
Source: RefSeq, a predicted model, not a curated record